Messenger RNA from Thlaspi arvense, 876 nucleotides. The record is from the annotation of a GenBank genome assembly. NCBI's taxonomy places the organism in Eukaryota, Viridiplantae, Streptophyta, Magnoliopsida, Brassicales, Brassicaceae.
AUGACACUCGCUUGCGUCACAGACGGAGAUUUUAGGGUUGUCAUUGCCUUGUAUAGGAAACUCAAACCUAGGCUCACCCCCGUCUGCUACAAUCAGCUGUUGCAAUCACUGGCUACGUCAUCUAAUCUGCUCUGUGAGAUGAAGAGAGUCUAUGCGGAUGUGUCCUCACCAAGCGUUGGCACCUCUAACAUCAUGAUCAGUGCGUAUUGUAGGCAUGGAUAUGUGGUGGAGUCGAAUCAGUAUCUGUGCAAGAUGAUUCACUCUGGCUUCACCCCUGAUCUCUCCACAUUUAAAUCUUUGAUUAUGGGUUACUCUAGAAUCAAUGAGGUGGAUGCUGCUCUUGGGGUUUUUCAUACCAACAUGGUACAACAUCCUGAUUUGAAAUGCUACCAACAGCUCACCAUGGGUCUUUGUGCUGCUGAUAAGCUGGGAAUAGCACAGAGGUUGUUGGAUCAGAUUCAAGGAUUGGAUCAGAUGGAUGAGAUGCAAGGACCACGUAGGAGGAUGGUUUUUGAGCAGCUUCUUACUCAGCACGAGUAUGAGGAAGCUGCAAACAUUGUGGAAGAUAUGAUUUGCAGUCGUCAUGUAGUGGACUUGAAAGAUUGCAAAACAUUGAUCUGCGGGCUGUUUGAACAUGGCAAAAAAGAGAGAGCGAUACAAGUUUUCUAUAAGCUGCUUCAGUGUGAUUGCUACUACGAUGAUGAGAUAGCUUGGACAAUCCUCAUUCGUGGUGUGCUUAGGAAGCACGGCCUUGCUGGUGCAUUUUCUCAACUGUUCCAAGCAAUGCGAAAGAGUGGGUCUCACUUGAGCCCUCAAACACGUCUAGCGCUUAUCAGGGGCCUUCGCAGGAAGACUGUUCCAACACUUGUGCAAUAA